Pogona vitticeps (central bearded dragon) is the source of this 2843-nucleotide messenger RNA. The record is from RefSeq and is a predicted model, not a curated record. Lineage: Eukaryota; Metazoa; Chordata; Lepidosauria; Squamata; Agamidae.
UCUGCAGCUGGCUGAGCGGCCUCGCUCUCCUGGCGCUUUUCCUGCUGGGCAUCUUGGCGGGCUGGUGUAUGAAACGAAGUAGUCAGUCCACCAGCCCAACUGAGGUAUUUCAAAAUGUGAGAAGGCACCUUUUAGCAGAAAUGAAAGAAGAAAACAUUCGGGAGUUUCUCCGCUCUUUUACCAAGCUCCCACAUGUGGCCGGGACAGAACAGAAUUUUCACCUGGCGAGACAGAUACAAUCCCAGUGGAAGGAAUUUGGCUUGGAUACAGCCGAGCUGGUGCAUUAUGACGUCCUCCUCUCCUACCCGAAGCAAAGCACCCCCAACUAUGUUGCUAUUACUGAUGAACAUGGAAACGAGGUUUUCAAUACAUCGUUGUACGAGCAGCCUCCUCCCGGGUAUGAGAAUGUCACGGGAGUGCUGCCACCCUAUAAUGCUUUUUCAGCACAAGGAACACCAGUGGCAGAUCUGGUGUAUGUAAACUAUGGGCGCACUGAAGACUUUUUCAAACUGGAAAGGGAGAUGGGAAUUAACUGUACAGGAAAGAUUGUCAUUGCCCGAUAUGGGAAAAUAUUCAGAGGAAACAAAGUGAAAAACAGCAUGUUAGCUGGAGCGAAAGGGAUUAUCCUGUAUUCAGACCCUGCGGAUUACUGUGCACCCGGAGUCCAUCCCUAUCCAGAUGGAUGGAAUCUUCCUGGAGGAGGGGCUCAGCGAGGGAACGUGCUACAUCUCAAUGGUGCAGGAGACCCACUUACUCCUGGGUAUCCUGCCAAAGAAUACACCUUCAGGUAUAAGGUGGACGAUGGUGUAGGUCUUCCCCAAAUCCCAGUUCAUCCCAUUGGUUACCACGAUGCAGAAAUACUCUUACGGUACAUGGGAGGCCCUGCGGCUCCCGGUGAAGCGUGGAAGGGAAAACUCAAUGUGCCCUAUAAUAUUGGGCCCGGAUUUUCAGGCAUGAACUCCACAAGAAAGGUCCGAAUGCACGUGCACACAGUCAACCAGGUGACCCGAAUAUACAACGUUAUCGGGACUAUCAAGGGUGCAGUGGAACCAGAUAGGUAUGUUAUCUUUGGAGGCCACAGAGACUCCUGGGUGUUUGGUGGCAUUGACCCAACUACAGGGGCAGCUGUCCUUCAAGAGGUUGCUCGGAGUUUCGGCAGGAUGGUGACGGAAGGUUGGAGGCCUAGAAGAACCAUCGUUUUUGCCAGCUGGGAUGCUGAGGAAUUUGGGUUAUUAGGUUCCACAGAGUGGGCAGAGCAAAAUUGCCCAUUAGCUCGGAAAGAAAGCAACUCCUGUCUACGGUUUGAUUUUUCAGGCAACUACACAUUAAGAGUUGACUGCUCACCCCUUCUCAAUCAGUUGGUAUAUAAUCUGACAAAACAGAUCACAAGUCCUGAUGAAGGAUAUGAAGGCAGAUCUCUCUAUGAGAGCUGGUUUGCAAAGGAUCCUUCCCCAGAACAUGAGAACCUUCCCAGGAUAAACAAACUGGGCUCAGGCAGUGAUUUUGAAGCUUAUUUCCAGCGGCUGGGAAUUGUUUCGGGCAGAGCGCGGUAUACUAAGAAUAGGAAAGUGGACAAAUUCAGCAACUAUCCUGUUUACCACACCAUAUAUGAGACCUUUGAGCUGGUCGAGCGCUUUUACGACCCCACCUUCAAGAAGCAGCUUGCGGUGGCUCAGCUACGGGCAGGGUUGGUCUAUGAACUUGCCAGUUCCCUCGUCCUUCCUCUUCAUUGCCAGGAUUAUGCGGAAGCGCUAAGAAUUUAUGCAAAUGGAAUCUAUGAUUUGGCCCAAAAACACAAAACACAACUUGAGAUGUACGGAGUCUCAUUUGAUUCCCUCUUUUCUGCGGUGACGAAUUUCACAAAAGAAGCAGCAGACUUUCACCACAGACUGGCACAGCUUGAUCCGAAUGAUUCCAUGGCCCUGCGGCGCACGAAUGAUCAGCUGAUGCUUCUAGAGAGAGCCUUUAUUGAUCCUCUUGGUCUACCAGGCAGGCCCUUUUACAGACACAUCAUCUUUGCCCCAAGCCGUCACAACAAGUAUGCCGGAGUCUCCUUCCCUGGGAUCUACGAUGCCUUGUUUGACAUUGACAACAAAAGAGAUCAACACAAAGCUUGGGAGGAAGUCAAGAGGCAGAUCUCCAUUGCUGCUUUCACAGUGCAGGCUGCUGCAGGAACGCUGAAAGAUGUGAUCUAGGGCAAUGACACCACAUUGCCGACGGCAAUGAGCACCCUCCAAGCAGAUGGAAUUUCCAACAGUAGUAGUGCCAGGAUGAUGUGGUUUUCUGUGCCAGAGAUGGCGACUAUGUGUCCCUGUAAGAUACUGCCAGACUGAAAACUGCCAGUUUCCCUUUACUUUGGCUGCUAUUGAUACGGACUGAAAUACGACAUCUGGAGACUCAUAUAUUCCUUCUUUUUCGUAUGUGUUUUCAGGAGAGGUGAGCAGAAAGACCCAUCUACAGUAUGUUUAAGUAGAAGGAAGAUGGAAGGGCAGCAUCCCCUCUUUCUCCUUCUUUUCAGUUUCAGUGGUCACAGUUGCUCAUCAAAAUGACUUAAACAUUUUCUGCUCCUGGGACUGUCUGCAAGCUUUACAGACUUCCCAAAUGUGAAAGUGUUCAAAUAUGGAUAUUUUAGGCUGUCAACAAACAUGAUAUCCAUUGUGUUGUAAUGGAUAGUGAAACAGACUAGACUCAGGCAACCUCUGCUCAGCCAUGGAAAUUCACUGGGAUGUGUGUGUGGAACUGGUAAAGCCACUCCUGAGAUACAUUGUUUACUUUGAAAGUCCUCUUAGGGUUUCUAUAAGUUGGUUCUGACUUGAUGGUACGUAAUAAAAACUAUUCAGGGA